Molecule: messenger RNA, 372 nt
Organism: Aspergillus nomiae NRRL 13137
Lineage: Eukaryota; Fungi; Ascomycota; Eurotiomycetes; Eurotiales; Aspergillaceae
Product: histidinol-phosphate aminotransferase
Exons: 1
Coding region: 1-372 (123 amino acids)
Biological process (GO): biosynthetic process
Molecular function (GO): pyridoxal phosphate binding
Source: RefSeq, a predicted model, not a curated record
AUGGCUGUCAUGAAGAAAUACCGCGAGAAGAUCAUUGCUCAGCGUGAACGCUUACUACAGGAACUGCCUAAGAUCCCAGGAGUGGGUCGCUUCCUGGGCGGACAAGAGUCGAACUUCCUCUUGGUUGAACUCCUGGAUAAGCCUGCCAGUGAAGGCGGAAAGCCCAGCAACAAGAUUGCCUUGGCUGCGUACGAAGCUAUGGCGGAAAAACGCGGCGUGGUGGUACGUUUCCGCGGGAAGGAGCUCGGAUGCGAAGGCUGCCUGCGGGUUACAGUAGGAACAGAGGAAGAAGUCACUAGGUUCCUGCAGCAAUUGCGGGUAGUCCUGGACAGUCUUCUCAGGGGCUCGGAUGUCCAGUCGUUGAGAGGAUAA